AUGGAUUAUUCCCAGAUGAUCGUCUCGCUGCUCUUCGUGCUCUGCCCGGGGCUGCUGCCGGCAGGUAGGUGCCGGUCCCCAGCCGCUCGCCCCGCGGGGGAGCGGGGGCUGUGUGAGCGGGUGCUGCCGGCUCGCACCGUGGCCCCGUACCGCGCCGCCGGGGAGUCCGAGGGAUGCGGCGGGAGGUGCUGGGACGAGGAGUGCGUCUACUUCUGCCACCUCGACAUCAUCUGGAUCAACACCCCCGAGAAAACUGUCCCGUAUGGUCUUGGAGGUCCUUCUCGAUCCAGAAGAUCGCUGAAGGACGCGGUGCCGGAGAUGCUCGCUGAACCUAGCAGCAGAUGCCGAUGUGCCAACCAGAAGGACAAGAAAUGUCUGAACUUCUGCCAGACAGGAAAAGAUCUCUGGGCUCAGUCCACAGUGGAAAAAACCUUGCGUCACCGCAACAAAGCUGGCAAUUGCAUUGGACCCAAAUGCAUGAACCGACCACGUGUUGACAGCAAGAAAAUGAAGCGGCUGGAAGCCAUUGGUAACAGUAUCAAAGCCUCCUUCAGUAUCGCAAAGCUGAAGGCUGAGCUCCAGAAAGGGUGGAAGCUGAAACACAACAGGGCGAACAAAAGGCAAAGCAUCUGGGAAAGCCUGAAAGCAUCCUAGUGGGAAGAUCACCUGAAUCUUUCUCCAUCACACUUGCUGAAAAAGCAUCACCAAAACUCUCUCUUGACUUCUAACAUUCCACGAUGGCGAAGGGCCUCUCUGUCCAAGUGUUUGCGCAGCAGAGCAAAACACUAAGGAAGUCCUGUAUUUGGAGGUAUAAAAGCAAAGGAUUUCAUCAUUUUGGAAUUCAGGUGGAUGGGUAGAGGGGGUGAAGGGGAAUCUGCAGUAACAUACAUGAAAAGCCAUCUUUCUGAAGAAAUGUUUGAAUAUUGCUUCUGGAAUGUUACCCAUCAAUUGGGCAGCUUUCAGGGCCUGCAUCAAAAGCAUCUUGCAAGAAAGACCUCACAGAUGUGCUUAGGAAGGACAGAAAGCAAGAUCUGAGGGGACAAACUUCAAAGCAAAAAACUCGACCUUUUUGAUUAAAAUGCAAAAAUGAAAGCCACAGUGCUACUUUAAUCAGAACUUACUGCAUAUAUACAUGUCUACCUCGCGUACUGUUUGUUGCACUCCUGCUAGAGUAUUUUUACACCUUGUUAUUGCCUUUGCUAAUCAGCUGCAACCCUUUGCCUUUUUUCAGAAGUCUAGUUUACUUGUACAACCAGAGUUAUCUGAAUGUGGGUUAGACACGGUGGUUGUUUGCAUAGUAAAAGUCCUUUGGGUUUUGGAUACCAAAGGACUCUUCAAUAUAAAAGUUAGACAACACUACUAGGUGUCCCAUAACAAGGAUAUUUGGCUAACUGAAGUUCUAAUAAUAGAGAUUGUUGUGUCUUACAUGCCACCAAAAAUGCACUGAAGUGGGGAUGUACCAGAGGCUGUUGUGAGAUUUAUUCAGUGCCUUGUUUGGUGGAAAUGCAUUGAGACAAAGGGUUGUUUUGAAUUAUGUCAAAAGGCUAAUAUUGGGUGAACAUUUAUAGCAGUGAAUUUGUUCACAUUGUUGAAUUUGCUGACAGUUGAAUCUUAUGUGCUUUUUUUUGUGUUCUGUAUUUAUAUUCACACAAGUUCUUCAUUAUAUUUACCAUGUUGAAUACACAUUGAAGUAGGCCAUAUUGGUCUAUGCAUGUUUUAUGUAUUUCUGUAUGAAAUUGGGAAAUGCUUUAUGCCUAUCAAGGUAAAUAUCUUCAGAAAUAAAUAUUUUUAAUUACUGUA
This is a messenger RNA of Haliaeetus leucocephalus (bald eagle), 1800 nucleotides long. It is a transcript of the gene EDN1, whose product is annotated as endothelin 1. NCBI's taxonomy places the organism in Eukaryota, Metazoa, Chordata, Aves, Accipitriformes, Accipitridae. The coding region runs from base 1 to 654 and encodes 217 amino acids. The record is from RefSeq and is a predicted model, not a curated record. The transcript has 5 exons. Gene Ontology annotation, cellular component: extracellular region. Gene Ontology annotation, biological process: regulation of vasoconstriction; vein smooth muscle contraction; intracellular calcium ion homeostasis. Gene Ontology annotation, molecular function: endothelin A receptor binding; endothelin B receptor binding; hormone activity.